AUGGUGGAGCUUUGGAAGUUCCGUCAGCGGAUGCAACGAGAAGGCGAAUCCAUUACGGAGUAUAUUACGGCUCUCCAGAGGGAUGCGAAGUAUUGUGGCUUUGGCGAAUACCUGCAAAAAGGAUUGCGUAACCAGCUGGUGUUCGGCCUGAGGAAUCAGCGAAUUCGAACUCGCCUGAUCGAAGAGAGGGAGUUGACCUUUGACAAAGCAAAACAGAUCGCACUUUCCAUGGAGGCCUCUGGUGAGGGGGCAGAAGUGCUCAAUCGGCGGUAUGAGGUUAACCUGGCAGAACGGAAGAAGAGUCAACCGAGGCGAGAUGCCACUGCGGCAACAACUACUAAAAGGCUCAGAGUAAGCGGAUCACUGGUCAAGUUUGAAGUAGACAGUGGAUCCCCAGUAUCUCUAAUUAACAGUAGUGACAAGACUAAAUACUUCACUGACUUACCAUUAAAACCGACUAGCAUUGAGCUGCGAAGUUAUUGCGGAAGCAAAAUUAAAGUGUUUGGUGUCGUUGAGACAGAAGUCAUGUAUAAGGGACAGAAAAACAAGCUGCAUUUGCUUGUGGUUGAUGCUAAGCGACAUCCAUUGUUGGGACGAGAAUGGAUACGAGCGUUACAAUUGGAUUGGAACGCCAUCAUGGAUAGUUCUGUAACUUCCGUUGACAGAAUUAAUUUGCGAACUACCCUUCCUAUAGCAAUUAAAGAGCUGGUGGAAGAGUUUACGACCGUGUUCGAUGAUUCAAUUGGUAAAAUUGAAGGAGUUCAGGCUACUUUGCAUCUCAAACCGGGUUCCAAGCCAGUUUUUCUCAAAUCGCGUUCUAUACCGUUUUCAAUUCGUGAUACAGUUGAACGUGAGAUCCACAAGAUGGUCGAAAGUGGAAUCCUUGUAAAGGUGAAUCGCAGCGAGUGGGCGACGCCGAUCGUACCAGUGAUGAAAUCUGCCAACAAAAUCCGAUUGUGCGGAGAUUUUAAGUUAACAGUCAACAAAAGUUUGCUGGUAGAUGAACAUCCAUUACCUACUAUUAACGAGAUGUUUUCAAACAUGGCUGGAGGAGAGAAGUUCACCAAGCUGGAUCUUGCUCAAGCCUACCUACAAAUGAUGGUACGACCACAGGAUCAGACGAUGCUGACGUUGAAUACACACCUAGGACUGUAUCAACCAACGAGGCUAAUGUACGGGGUGGCCUCAGCACCUGCGAUCUUUCAGAGAGAGAUUUCACAAAUUCUGCACGGUAUACCAGGAGUGUCAGUCUUCUUAGAUGAUGUGAAGAUUACCGGCCCAAAUGACGAAGUGCACUUAAAUAGAUUACGCGAGGUAUUGAGGCGAUUUCAUGAGCACAACAUGCGUGUAAAUGUGGCGAAGUGUGAAUUCCUUACUGACAGCAUCGAAUACUGCGGCUACAUCAUUGAUCGUCGAGGAAUACACAAGAUGCCAAAGAAGGUGGACGCUAUCCAAAAGAUGCCGCGUCCAGAGAACCGUGAGCAGGUUCGUGCCUUUUUAGGACUCGUGAACUACUAUGACACCAUUCGUCUGGACCAAUGCUUGUGA
Messenger RNA from Toxorhynchites rutilus septentrionalis, 1548 nucleotides. RefSeq lists its product as uncharacterized. Bases 1 to 1548 code for a protein of 515 amino acids. Lineage: Eukaryota; Metazoa; Arthropoda; Insecta; Diptera; Culicidae. The record is from RefSeq and is a predicted model, not a curated record. The transcript is spliced from 3 exons.